Messenger RNA from Arabidopsis lyrata subsp. lyrata, 1064 nucleotides. RefSeq lists its product as uncharacterized. Bases 285 to 1055 code for a protein of 256 amino acids. The transcript has a single exon. NCBI's taxonomy places the organism in Eukaryota, Viridiplantae, Streptophyta, Magnoliopsida, Brassicales, Brassicaceae. The record is from RefSeq and is a predicted model, not a curated record.
GUUUAAUAUUCUAGAAUGCACUAUUAAGUAAUUUUGUAAAAAAAGCAAUUGAACUUGUUCGUAACCGUUUCUCUCCCAACGACAAAGAAGGCGACCUUUAACAGAGAAACACUUUUACUUUUCGUUAUCUUCUCCCAACGUCGGCCGUACUUUUCCUUUUACUCUUCUGUUCUCUUUUCUUUUGUAGUUUAAGUUUUCCAUAUAAAUCUCAAUCGGAGAAGCGAUUGUUUGUGCGAUUAUCACCAAAUCUUCAAUUUCUCUUGCUUGGUCCUUUCUCAUCCGAAAUGGUUUCGUAUGGCAGUUUCAGUGAUAGGGUUUUGGUGAUGGGUUUGUCUGACAGCGUAGGACAUGGCGAUCUGGAUAUGAGGAUGUUAUUGUUAACAAAUCCAUGGUUGAGUUUGUCUCAAGUUUGGGUCUCUACAUCAAUAGCCAACGCCACUUUGAUUCUCGAUGUUAGGGUUUUCGUUCCUCUUCAAAGAAGCGUGAUUGUCCGUGCGAUGAUGAUGUUCAUUCACGGUGUUUUUCUGGGCAUGUCCAGCCUUUUCGGUAUGGCGGCAAUAAUUGACCGCGUUUUGAUGCAAACUUACGGCAUGGGACGCAUAUGGGAUCCCGAAAUUACAUUGGAGGCAUUUAUCGUGAAGAUCGCCAACGAGCUCUUUGAUGUGAGACGUAUAACAAGAUGGGAUUACACUAGUAUGAAGUCAAACUUUCUAAUGCGCAUUAUGACACCGAAACGGACUAAUUGGUAUCGGAUUGUCGAUUUUUCAAAACUUAUUCCAGGAGCAACGGGUUCUUUCUAUGUGAUGUGGAGUUUCAAACAACGAAGGCCAAUAAGACAUACAUAUCACAUUCGAGCAAGAUGGUAUAUGAAGAAGGUACAGAACAUGUUUAACAACAUGAUAGCGAGUAAGGCUUAUCGAAUGAAAGCAUCGUCAAAUUCAUUUCUUCAUUUUUGUCAUCUUCAGUAUAUGGCACAUAAUUUUGCUUAUGUAAAAAAUUGCUUUAUGAAGUUUUGUAAUGGUUUUGUAAUUGAUAUUGUAAUACCAAUUGAUUAAUAAAAGUUU